GUGGGUUUUCAGUAGGAUAAGUCAUGUUUAGUGGUUAGGGGGUUAUUGUUUGGUUGGGUUUAUGCAGUAUCAUUGUGGGGGAAUGGGGACUCAUGGAUGGAUCACAGGCUGUUACGCGUGUGAUGAUGGCAGAGGCAGGGUUUUACUUUCAAGUGGGGCACUAGGGGUUAAGUGCCUGGCGUGCUGGGUCGCAGGGUGGGGAGGACAAGGGGGGUGGUUUGGGUCACGUCCCCUUAGGUCCCUAGUUGGGGUGGAUCGCUCUAUGCGUCCAGGUGGUGGUUGGGAUUCCAACAUGUACAUGGUGAGUUUUGUGGCGUAUUUGUCUUUAUUAUUUUGGGUGUUUUUAAGCUACAUUCUAGUGGGAUAAGCUAUCUUACAGGGUUGGUGGCAGACAUAGAUGUUGUCUGGAUUCUAGCAGAGGUUAGGGGAUAGAUGGAC
Molecule: messenger RNA, 438 nt
Organism: Cantharellus anzutake
Lineage: Eukaryota; Fungi; Basidiomycota; Agaricomycetes; Cantharellales; Hydnaceae
Exons: 1
Coding region: 62-367 (101 amino acids)
Source: RefSeq, a predicted model, not a curated record